This is a messenger RNA of Procambarus clarkii (red swamp crayfish), 2840 nucleotides long. NCBI's taxonomy places the organism in Eukaryota, Metazoa, Arthropoda, Malacostraca, Decapoda, Cambaridae. The record is from RefSeq and is a predicted model, not a curated record.
UUAAUGGAGGAUCAUCUUGUCUACACCUGACUCGUAGACUCAUCACAGCGUGCAAUUCUCUCCCUUUCUUGCAGCUAACUCGUCAACUUAAGCAAAUCUCCUAAGAUCCUGCAAGAACUAAAUACAACAUCAACUCCUUCUGAAAGGAAAACCUCAAAUAUUUCACAAACUCCAACUUGUUUCAACACCAUUUUGGCCAAAGUUAUCCCAACCAACAUUGACAUCAAUUCUCUUCAAAUUACGAACCCAGUUUGUGUCAACAUGUGGAAAUUGAUGAUUGUAGUGUUGGUGAUUGUGGCUGUGCAAUUGUCGCCGGCUUGGGCACUUCCCUUCAAGAGUAGGCCUACCGAUAGUACCAACAGUACCAGUAGUACCAACACUUCCAACAGUACCAACACUACCAGUAGUACCAACACUACAGAGGAGAAUAACGACGCUGCGAAGAUAUACCUGGCCGCCUACGGAUACCUGAUCCCUAAAGAACCACGCACCUCCCCCCUUCACUCCUUCUCCUCCUCUUCCUCUUCCUCCUCUUCCUCUUCCUCCUCCUCCUCACCAUCCCAGCCUUCCUCCGAGGACCUCUUCCAGCAAGCCGUCAAGACUUUCCAGAGUGUGGCGGGGCUGGAGCCGACGGGUAAGGUGACGGAGGAAACGCUGAAACAAAUGUUCGCUCCUCGCUGUGGCAUCAAGGACAACUUCGACCCCAACAUCACCCAGGGGCAUGACAGGAGCAAACGCUACGUUCAUGAAGGUUCCAAAUGGAAGAUGCAGAGCCUCAGCUAUAAGAUAUCUAAGUACCCACCCAACCUGCCCGCGGCGGACGUCGACAGGGAUAUCUUCAAAGCUUUCAAGGCGUGGUCUGACGUGUCACCACUGACCUUCCAGCAGCAGACCUCCGGCAAGGUGAACAUCGAUAUCCGCUUCGCAAGACUUCGGCACGGAGACUCUGAUCCCUUCGACGGCAUCGGGGGCGUCCUGGCCCACGCCUACUACCCCUUGUACGGCGGAGACGCUCACUUCGACACGGACGAGGCCUGGACUACCAACUCCUACAGCGGAACCAACUUGAUGCAGGUGGCGGCGCAUGAGUUCGGCCACUCGCUGGGCCUAGGGCACUCUCCGGUAAAAGAAUCACUCAUGGCUCCCUUCUACAAGGGCUUCGAACCCGAGAUCACUCUCAAUACAGACGACAUCCAAGGCAUCCAGUCCCUGUACGGAAAGCCAGUAGCAGGAGCAGCAAGUGAGAGUACCAGUGUUACCGGGGACGCUGGCAGCGAGUCCGGUAACGGAGGGUUUGAUGACCCAGGCCAGCAGGGAGGCUCAGGCUCAGCCUCAGGUGGUGUGCUGUGUAACGACGCAAGUGUUGACACAAUUUUCACUUCAGUAGAUGGCGAGGUGUAUGUCUUAAAGGGAGACGAGUACUGGCGCCUGACCACCUCUGGGGUUGCAGACGGCUACCCACGAAAGAUUACCGACAACUGGCCACAACUUCCCACUAACAUAGAAGCUGCCUUCACCGGGAGCAACGGCAAGACCUAUUUCUUCAAGGGAGACAGUUACUGGCGCUACAGCGGCCUGACGCCCGACCAGGGAUACCCGAAGCCGAUCAGCAGUGGUUUCCCAGGGAUUCCAGAUUCCUUGGAUGCUGUCACUCCCUCCUACGCUAACGACGUCAUCUAUUUCUUCAAGGGCGAUCAGUAUUGGCGAUUCCCAACAAAAAGUUCAAAUUCACUUCGAAACAGAAAUAGCAACGCGAGAAGGAACUCCAAACGCAAAAAUAAGAACACAGUCGAGCAGAGGAGCUUAUCCAAAUGGAAGGGUCUUCCGAGCAAUCUGGAUGCCGUCAUUCUCUACAAUCAAAACGCCUAUUACUUCUUCAAGGACGGAAAGUACUGGAGGACGCACAAAGCAGAGUCCUGGAUGGAUACAGACAACCCAGCCUUCCCACGCGACGUUGGCUACUGGUGGUUCGGCUGUCAGUCCCCGGUACAGAAGACUUCGGGUCUCCAGGGCGGCCACCAGGUGGACACCGUCUCCCAGGAAGGUCUACACUCCUGUGACAAGUAUGAUGCAGUGAAUCUUGAUGACUCGGACGACUACUAGUGAAUCCUCGACCACUACCAGUGAAGUCUCAACCACUCCCAUUGAAGCCUCAACCACUCCCAGUGAAGCCUCAUUGUGGUCCUUGGAAGUUUAAGAGGUGGAAGAGAAAUCUUCCAAUCUGCUGAUGCCUUCAUCGUCUGCUGGUCGUCUCUGCUGUCUCACGCAGAGCUUCCUGCUGCUGUCAGCCAGGGGGUACUCGCCGUCUGCUUCUCUCCUGCUUAGCCUCUUAUUUUUUCGUCUGCCUGAUGUCUGCAUGUCAACUCAAGCUAUCCACUAUUCGUCAUCUCGCCGUCAAUUACCUGCCUGUCUGACAUCCUUAAUGCCUCUUCUACCUUUAAUCACUCACACCAGCAAGAGCAGAAGUUGACAAGAGCACAAAAAAGGUAAUUCAAAACAGCAGCAACACUUGAAGAAGCAACACUACACUUGCCCCAGACCAACAGUGUUGCUCAGAUCCACCAACGUCAAGAAACUGUUGUACUGAAGUGCCCUCAUCCUAACCUACCAGAGGACCCAAAACAGAGAACGGGACAGUAUGUCAAUUUCACGAGCCGCUCCCAUUUUCUAGUACGACAAUUUUUGGCCUUAGGUAGAGUGGAAGCCAAAAUGCAAAGAGCACAUCUGUACCAGGUAAGUCCACUACGGGCUCACCAUAGCCCGUGCUAUCUUGAGGUUAUCUUGAGAUGAUUUCGGGGCUUUUUUAGUGUCCCCGCGGCCCGGUCCUCGACCAGGCCUCC